Pseudozyma hubeiensis SY62 is the source of this 1731-nucleotide messenger RNA. Its product is annotated as monosaccharide transporter. NCBI's taxonomy places the organism in Eukaryota, Fungi, Basidiomycota, Ustilaginomycetes, Ustilaginales, Ustilaginaceae. Gene Ontology annotation, cellular component: plasma membrane. The transcript has a single exon. Gene Ontology annotation, biological process: carbohydrate transport; transmembrane transport. Gene Ontology annotation, molecular function: carbohydrate:proton symporter activity. The record is from RefSeq and is a predicted model, not a curated record. The coding region runs from base 1 to 1731 and encodes 576 amino acids.
AUGCAACCACAUGAAGCGCCGCCCCACUUCAGCCCCACACUUUGUCGACUGCGCUCGAUUCUGACUGACGACAUCCUCGAUGUGCCACCCAUCGCACCGCUGCUUUGCCAACGACCACGAUGGCUAUAUAUUCCUCAUCCGUCCCACCGCUGUCACCCCGUGUUCGCCGAACGCACGAUUCCCCUUCCACCCUCUUGCGGCCCACUCCUCGUACCCUCGAAGGCAGCAUAUCUCUCGUCAAGCGGCGUGUCAACAGAACCACAGCUCGCCGUCGCCUCCCCUCCUUUCCGAUCUGCCUCCGUCGUUUGGCAGCGAUUCGCCGCCAUGGUCCACACUCCCUCGACGUCGUCCCACGAGGACAUGUACAAGAAUGAAAAGAGUGAUCUCAAAGUCAUCCACGCUGGCGAGGUCGACAUCAGCCAGGUCGAGGGCUACGAUGCUCCUAAGCCAUCCCGCAUGACUCGUCGUGCCCAGAUCCUCGCCAUCACCAUCUGCGUCGGUGGCUUCCUCUUCGGUUACGACAUCGGAGUCAUCUCUGGGUGCUUCAUCAUGCAGCCCUUCAUCAAAGUCUUCGGCAACUGCGGACCUGAAGGCUGCACGCUGCCAGACGGACGCAUCUCCAUCAUCAACUCGUCCCUCUCCAUCGGUACCUUUGUCGGCGCUCUCCUCCAAGCUCCCGUCUCUGACUUCUUCGGUCGUAAGCCGUCGAUGAUCACCUGGGCUACCGCCUUCACCGUCGGUGCCAUCAUUCAGACCUCCACCAUCAGCAGCUGGCACCAAUUCGCCGUGGGCAGAGCCUUCGCCGGUCUCGGAGUCGGCGCGCUUUCCGGUCUCUGCCCUCUGUACCUGGGCGAAACCGCACCCAAGCACGUUCGUGGUGCCAUGGUGACGUGCUACCAGCUGCUCAUCAUCUUUGGUAUCUUCAUCUCCUACGGCAUCUCCUGGGCCACUCAGAACUUCAAGACCUCCAAUGCCAGUUGGAAGAUCCCCGUCGGACUCCAGCUGCUCUGGGGUGUCUUCAUGCUCUCGCUCAUGCUCUUGCUUCCCGAAUCGCCUCGCUACUGCCUCAAGAACGGAGACGUCGUUCGCGCUCGCGAGAUCAUGGCCGAUAUGCGCGACGUCACCCUCCAGCCCAUCAACGGUCAGCCACGUGGCGACAAGUGGAUGGAGGCCGAGCUUGCCGAGAUGAAGCAGGGCAUCGACGAGGAGAACCACAUCUUUGCCGGUCGCAGCUACCUCGGCUCCUACCUCGUUUGCUUCUCGCCCAAGAACCAGAUGUGGAAGCGUACCAUCAACGGUAUGAUGCUUCAAACGCUGCAGCAGCUCAACGGUCAGAACUUCUACUACUACUACCUGCCCCUCCUCAGUUCCACCCUCGCACUUCCGCUCGACCCCUUCCAGCUGCAAUUCAUCCUCGGUUCUGCUUCGCUCGUCGCCACCGUUCCCGCCCUCAUCGCUAUCGAAAAGCUAGGUCGUCGACCGCUCCUCCUCAUCGGCGCCGCUUGCGAAGCUGCCUGUGCCUUCAUCGUCGCCUUUGUCGGACACUACAAGACAGCACCUAAAGAUACGCCUCCCGAGCUCAUCACCUCGUCGCAACAUCAAGCCGGCGCCGUCUUUAUCACUUUCGCCAUCAUUCAUCUGCUGUUUUACUCCUGCUGCUGGGGACCAGGCAAGUAUCUUUCCAGCUCUCCGCACCAUCCCGGGAUCGUUCGUACAUCAUCUUGUACCUAG